Molecule: messenger RNA, 4077 nt
Organism: Vitrella brassicaformis
Lineage: Eukaryota; Vitrellaceae
Source: the annotation of a GenBank genome assembly
UGGAUGCCCAAGAGGAGGGCAUCUGCACUGCAGAUCCAGCCAUCCCACAUUCACCUCUCAUCCAUGGAGUUCUUCUCGGUGAGGAUCCGUUGGCCGGUGAUGAGAACGACAGCACGGACUUCGUGAGUCGUGGCUGCUUCCGCGUCACGAAUGUCCAAGACAAGAAUGAGAACAAAAACCCGGACAAACUGGCACCGGAUGACUGCUUCAACUACUGCCUUGUAAGCAGAAGAAGCCCAUCCACGAGGGACACACAUGCCUGCUGUCAUCAAAUGCAAUUUUUUGCCACGCAGAGAGACUCUCAGGCAAAGUACUUCGGUGUGUCUGAUGGCGGCCGAUGCUGGUGCGGCACGAUGUACGAGAGCGAGGAGAGGGAUGAUGUUGACUGCGGCGCGCUCUGCAAGAUUGACAUUGAGACCGGGGCAAGCGAGCCGCGAAUGAGGUGUGGCGGCGACAAAGGGCUGACAAACGUCUAUGUGAUGGUCAACUGCAGUAAGGAAGUGAUACACACGAUCGAUCACAGAGAACGCGAUGAGCUCUCCCUGUAUCAUUGCUCAGACGCAACGGACGAUGAGCCAGUCCCAAAGCCGCCAACAGGUAAGGAUGACAAGAGUCCCUCUGCAUCCGUCUUGCGCUUUCCAUCUGUGCGGCUCUUUCAGUAUAUCGCCGUUAUCCUGAGACAUUUUGCGGCAAUGCCACAGACAACGAGGCGCAUGUCGGCAGUGCAGAUAAGACCUGGAUGGAGGGAACCAUCGCACAGUGCAAGGAUGCAUGCGCAUCCACGGCUGAGUGUGGCGGCUUCAGAUACAUCCAGGUGAGACAACGGCAUCGUCUGUGCCGGAUACGCACUACGCCUUUUGCGUCAGGCCGGCGCGUCAAGCAGCGGUGGACCUGGCGUGGAGGGUGCGGGGGGAUGUUACUUCUUAUUCGGCCCCCAGAUGGGAGGCCCGUGGACGAAAGAUGCCGACGCCAUGUGCUUCACAAAGGCCGACGAUGGGCUUGUGGCUCAGUGGGAAUUCUCGCCAGCAGCAGGGCUGAACGAUCCCACAGUCGUCGACGAUUUGGUGAGAGGAGGGGCGCGUAGAGAAAGUGCUGUCUGGUCUCACAUUCAUAUUGUGUGUGGUCAGCUGACCACGACUGGCAAAUAUCCCGCCAAGCUGCAUGGACAGGCAAGACUCCAAGCCGAUCGUCUGUCCAUCGAUUUGAACGGUCAUCCGCUCACACAGAUGACCAGAGCGACAAUGCACAUCUGCGUCUCCCUUGCUCUUUUCGCGGUGCAGGUGCCGCCGACUGGGUCAGCAUCCCAAUGAGCAGCCUUCUUGAGAGCGAUCUGUGGAAGCUUUCACCUGAGGGCUUCUCAAUCGAGCUAUGGCUCCAGCUGAGUGAGUCAGAGACGGCAGCUGUCCUGUUGGACUUCGGCGCAUUGGCAAAUGCGGGCCGUCUGACGGUCAUCUGCGCGACCGAAAAUGGCACACUCAGGUCAGUUGGAUGGAUGUCGUCGUUGAUACUAUGAUUGUGGCUUUGUGUUGUUUGCAGGGUGUCUUAUCGCGGUGAGAGCACUGGCUACGCAUACAAGAGUGUCGACGUGGCUGCCCCAGGGGCAAAUCGGCUUGUCCAGCUGGUCUUGACAGGCAACCAUUCUACCCUGAGCGUAUACUACGAUGGUUAGUAGGUCGAAAGACUUGCGGGUACAUAGGUUGCAUUUUUUGGUUGAUGUCUCAGGCGAUCUGAAUGCAAGUGCUGGCAUUGGUGUUCAGCUGCGUGAGUUACUCAGCCCAAAGUCGAUGUUUGUUGUGGGCAAAUCCAUGGACGAGAGCGACGGCGCUCAUUUGUUCAAGGGGCAGCUUGCGGUGUUUGGUGUGUACAACCGGCCGUUGGAGGAUUAUGAGGUCGGCAUGAAGUUCAGAGACGGCUACGACAGAUUGAUCAACGCACCAGCCGUAAUAGGCGAUACACGCAGACACGCGCACAUUCACUAUCGAACAUCAGUAUGUGUCAUGACGUGUGUGUGUCUCUCUCAGUUCCAAGCAAAGCCAGCCGGUCCCCCCGAUGGCUAUGAAAGAAUUACAAUAGAAACCGGGCGGGUCACCUUCGACCAUGAAUGGAUGAAUGUACCCCUGAUGACCAAAUUCGAAGAGCCAGUAAGGCCAAACGCACAAACACAAGAGCCGUAGCCAGCGACAAGAGGCAUGCUGGGCUGCUUUCAUCAGGUCGUGAUUGUCGGCCCCGCGUCAUUCAAUGGGAAGCACGAAGGAGUGAUCGAGCUCAACCAUGUCAAAGGCACGCCGAGACGUGAGAAGAAAGACAGACGCAACCACACAUAAACGCUGUUAUGUAUCCUUUUGGCUUACAGCUCCACCCAUGUCUCUGGCGGGCUAUAAUCCAGGCUGCAACGAAUCGUCAGCUUACAGCGAGCCAGCUUGUAUCAGUGCCGCACACCUCUACUGUCUUGACCACCACAACGUACAAGGCGCAGCUCUUCAGAAGAUGCUGCCGCUCAAGCCGCACCCCGUCAUCCAAAUCGCGUGCUUCCAGCCCUCAAAGUACAUCAACGUCGCUCUGUCGGAGCUUAUCCAAGGCUGCCAGUCCAUGAGGCACAUCAUGACAUUCAAGUGUCGCGAGGCAAUCGCUGCCAAGGUGGACUGCCCGCACUUUGUCCUGCAGGGCCCAGAUGAAGAAGGGGACAGAGACGUGGGUGUGGCGUGUUUUGAAGCGAAAAACAAGGGAACCAUCGCCGCAAAGCGGGUGAAGCGUGCAUGGGGCAAGCAAAGGUGUACCUCUAUUACGGAUGCUGGGCUGAGGAAACCUGGCUGCGUCAAGAAGGUGUGGCGCCGAUGCUUCAAACACAAGAGACGGUCUGGAAAGAAGUGGCUGAGUGGCGCAGGGGUGAUGGAGGGUUUUGUGAAGGGCACCUCUGUGAGCUAUGCGUGUUUGAUGUCGUCAUGGCAAGGGCGCGUGCCUAUCCAGUCCCCGGAAGACAACACGAAGGAAACGGGGUCACAGGAGGACUCAUUCGCCAUUCGUUUCGAUGUAAGACGAGCAUCUAUCGAAAUGAGCAGCCUCUGUUGUGUCUCUAUGUGCUCGUGUCUUUGUAGGAGCCAAGGUGCCUGGAUGUGUGGCACACGAAGGAAAGUGCCUCAUACAUGGUAGGCGGGACACGGACAAGACGGUCUCUCUGCUUUGCCAAUCUGUGUCGCGUCUAUCAGGUGGUCGAGAGCGGUAGUUUCUGGCUCGGUGGCGACAUGCUGGCGCAUGUAGGAAGAGCACUUAUCCCGGCCGAUGGCAGAUUCCAUCGCGUGCAGUUCCCCAUGGCAUUCCCGGGCGGCAAAGUCCCUGUGGUCUGGACGCAGGUGCAGACCUACCAGGAUGCCACUUUCGUGCACACACGCAUCAAGGAGGUCAACUCCGACGGCUUCCGAGUCGGUAUUGAGAUGAGGGGCCGGCUCAGCCUGGCGCCCAAGAUGGACACCGUGGGGAAGCAAAGUAAGUGAGGGCAAUUCGAGACACGGCAUUUUAAUAGUGCAUGUUUGUUGCAGUGGUUGGUUGGCUUGCCGUGCUUCCUGGCGAAGAAAGACUGCCCAAUGGCGACGCCGUCUUUGUCGCAAACACGGUCAGGGAGACGCACCUGUGCUUUCCACGUUUGUUUGUCGUCCUGCCAUUCUCUGUCUCACAGACACUCCGUGGAUGGAGGGAAACCAACAACCACUGGACCAGUGUGUCGCUCCCAGAACAGCUGAUGGGUGACUCCCCUCCCUCCCUGCUCGCGGCCAUACAAAGCUACAAUGGUGCUGACGCGGCGACACUCCGAUACAAGGAUCUGACAGAGAGAGGGGUCAUGAUACGGCCUCAGGAGGACCGGUGCACGAAGUGGGCAGGGAUGGGUGAUGCGCACAAGAGAAUCGAUCGUGCACAAGGAGCGCGUGCAACGUAUGAAUGGAUGGAUGUGUGCAGCGACCAGAAGCAUAUGGUGUCCGAGGAGCUGGGGUAUGCUCUUGUCGUCAAGAGCGGAUACCCACGGCGGACCGACUGAUUGUGACUGACUGACUGACUGAUCAUGACGACUCCAUUAAUGAUGGG